CUCCCAAGUCGCGCGCGUGUUUCUCCGUCAACAUUGUUGGAUCCCGACCGAACAACAUCACCAAUCCGCCCAGGGCAUCAACACUGCCGCCAUGGCCCUCUCCAACUCCACCCAGGGCGCGCCAGCCUACUUCCAGGCGCUGCUCGAUCGCGGGCAAAAACGACCCAACAACAACGACGAACCGCAACUUCAACUCGGCCUGGGAGACAUUGCGCGCAAGGUCAGGAAUUUAGGGAAGGGCUUCACUGAUGCGAAAGCGCAUUACUUGCUCUCCGCUUCAGGCGUCAACACCAGCGAGGCUCUGCGCGACCUCGAGGAGCUCUCUGGCUCAAGAGCAGCGCCGAUCCAACCUUCUGAUCCAGCCGCGAAUGGCGUGAAGGAAGUGCUUGCCCAACGUUACCAGAAUGAUUUCCAAAAGAUGGUGGAUAGUCAUAUUCAGCGCGCGCACGAGGACUUCGACAAGAUGAUCGAGGAGAGGUUACAUGGUGUUGACUGGGAUGCACAUCGCCAGCGCAUCUACGAGCACUUUGGCCUCAAGAAGCCACAGAAUUUGGACAAUAGCAGCGUAAAUCAAGUACAAGAGAAUGGUCAAAGCGGCUUUGGCCGUUCCUCUCGCCGCGGAAGGACAACAACGAGCAAAUAUGGAAUGUCGAGAAUGAACAGAUCAGUCAUUGGCUCAGUAGCGCAGCGGGGACUUCGUGGCAGCACAUUUGGAGAUAUCGCGGAAAGAGGAUCGGACAGCAUUCGGCCCGCGCCUGAAGACAACCUGCUGCGCAAAAAGCAAGAGAAGUACUCCGACAAAGUCAAGGAUCUCAAUGUCGCAAGACUGCAAGAGAAGAAUUAUGCUAUCUUCACCCGAUUCGCUGAGGCUGAGGGCGAGCCUACCAAUGAGGACAACUCCAUGCUGGUCAACGCGUACAAAGCACUGGUGGAGAUCACUGGCGAGGACGAGAAGGCACAAGCAUUAAGCGAUCCUGGAGCUAUAAAGGAGCGCAGCUUUGCCAAAGCGUAUCUGGAUGAGACUGGAAGCUCGGCCGAGAAUAUGGCUAUACGCAGCCGCAUUCUCAAUGGCUCACGGAAGUACUUGGAGAAGCUUUUCCAUGCUCAGCUCGAAGCAGUGGUCGCAAAGAAUCCCCGAGAGGCGAAGAUCGGAGGAACACCAGAUCCUCUGUCCAAAGUCAAGGGCUUCGUACGUGUUCGUGCUGCUCGCAAGGAACUGGGCCCGGAUCCCGAGCUUCUGCAAGAGAUCAACGAGGAACAGUGCUGGGCCAUCAUUUUCUACCUGUUGCGAAGUGGCCUGUAUACUGAUGCGUUGGAAUACGUAAAUGCCAACGGGGCGGCAUUUCGACAGAUUGACCGACAGUUCCCGCGAUAUAUUCGAGCUUUCGUUGAAAGCGAGGAUCACAGACUUCCCCCGGAUCUCCAAACCAGCAUCCACAACGAGUACAGUCAGCGACAACGUCUGGCACCCGAGGAUUCGAUCGAUCCAUACCGAAUGAUGUGUUACAAGGUCAUCGGACGCUGCGAGCUGACCCGCCGAAGCCUGGAUAACAUUACCAAUGACAUGAUGGAUUGGCUGUGGCUACAGUUCGCUCUGGCACGAGAGUACAAUCGCGUUGAGGAGCUUGCACACGAGGCAUUUGGUCUGCUCGAAGUACAGACUUCAAUCAAGGACAUUGGCGAGAGGUACUUUGGCGCUGGUAGUGACAUCGCCAAUGCACCAACAACCUUUUUCUUCAUGCAAAACUUGGCUGGCCUCUUUGAGAAGGCGGUUGCAGAUCUGUAUGCGCACAACUACCUUUCUGCUGUGCACUUUGCCAUCGGCUUGGACUAUUACGGAAUGCUCCGUGUCAGCGACAUCAGCAAUAGCGACGAUCUCCUGAGCUACACCACAAGACAAGAACCACAGAUUGCUUUUGGCAGCAUGAUUGGUCUCUACACACGCGACUUCCGAACUGCGAAUGCGACAGCUGCCGUGGACUACAUCUCGCUCAUCUGCUUGAAUGCCGAUCUCACUGGCGAUCUUGGGAAAGCCCAGAAGGAUCUCUGCUAUCAGGCGCUGACUGAGGUCGUGCUUGAAACUCGAGAGUUUGCGCAAUUGUUGGGUGAUAUCCGCGCCGACGGCCAACGGAUCAAGGGUGCCAUCGAGCAGCGACUACCGCUGAUCAAGCUGAACAACGAUCGCGAGUUCUUAAAGCACAUCACGCUGGUCGCAGCGCGCACAGCCGAGGAACAGGGUCGCACCACGGAUGCAGCACUGCUCUAUCAUCUCUCAGAAGACUACAACAAAGUCAUCUCAGUCGUCAACGAUGCGCUUUCUCUUGCACUGACAACCGAACUCGGCGAUACACCAGCACGUCUCAUGCCGCUCAAGCCGCGCGACGUCAACACUCACAACAACCAGGAUCCAGCUCAGAUGCAAGCCAGUCUCAGCUUGACUUCCAUCGAUAAUCCGAUCCAGCUUGCCGAGGAUAUCAGGACACUCUAUAACAGCGACGCGAUGUACCUCAAUAAGAUCGACAGAAAGUACCGCGAUGCAAUCGACGUUCUCCUUCAGCUUGCCAGAGCGCGCAAAGAGCUCGAAGCAGGGCACUGGGCGCAGGUCAUCGAUGCCGUCUCAGCAGCCGACGUCAUUCCCACCGAUACAAACGGCGACGUGUCGGCCAUCCGAAGCAAAUCACAGUCAUUCGAACUCAUGCCCACGUCUGUCAGUCGCACCAUUGGCCACGUCAUGGUCUGGACGGUCAUCUCUUGCAGUAAUGAAGCCGAGAAAAUACGAAGUCAAGAAUACGAAACGGCAGCACGCAAAGAACUUGUCGCGAAUUGUGUACAAAAAGCCAAGGAUGUUAUGGUCUUUGCUGGUUUGAUCAGAUACAAGCUGCCUGGGAGAGUAUGGGAAACGCUGGCGAGGGCGGGCCAGGACCUGGGUGUGUACUAGAUGGAGGUAGUCAGAGCCUGCUGGGAAAAGAAAUGAUGACAAUGGGGUCUCGGUCAGCUUUGCUAGAAGGAAUUGACAGGAUAUCGCAUGACACAGCCUUGGGCGACCUUCUGAACGCCUUCUUGCUCGGGUUUACCGAUUGUUCAGUAAUGGAUCAACAUGCACGUUUCGCCCGCGAGCUUGCAU
Molecule: messenger RNA, 3124 nt
Organism: Cercospora beticola
Lineage: Eukaryota; Fungi; Ascomycota; Dothideomycetes; Mycosphaerellales; Mycosphaerellaceae
Gene: NIC96
Product: linker nucleoporin NIC96
Biological process (GO): poly(A)+ mRNA export from nucleus; protein import into nucleus
Cellular component (GO): nuclear pore
Molecular function (GO): structural constituent of nuclear pore
Source: RefSeq, a predicted model, not a curated record